GGCGACAAGUUGAACAGCAAGAAGAAUUAAAAAUGGGGAGAAAGGAACAAUUUGUAGAAGAAGAAAAAUAUUACAAUAAAUCAGCCAACUCAAUUCCUUUUUGGCCAGCAGAUUUUUUAUAUCAAUUUAAUGGGACAUGUAAUGUUUUUAAUAUUUUAUUUUUUAGAUUAUUUUUUGUUGUUAUUUUAUUUUAUAAUAUUUAUUUUUAA
This is a messenger RNA of Meloidogyne enterolobii, 209 nucleotides long. NCBI's taxonomy places the organism in Eukaryota, Metazoa, Nematoda, Chromadorea, Rhabditida, Meloidogynidae. The record is from the annotation of a GenBank genome assembly.